GACUUUUGAGAAACGACCCCCUGGACUAUAGCGUACAUUGAGGACAACACGUACGUUUCGUCGCAAACAGCGCGCGCGCGAUGGUCUGCUUUGUCGCGUAGCAAAACAAUUCACUCUCUCGUUCAACUGUCACUGUCUGUCGUUCAACUGUCCCUGGAUUAUCCCUGGCGAAUUAUUCAGGAUAUGUACAACGCAAACACGGGUGUCCCAACUAUUCAAGGAACACCACAAUUUCAUUCGACUUCGGUCGCAGGUGAGCUUCUCUACUUUAACAGGGGAGUGGUGUCUUCACAUGCGCCAAGCGGGAGUAAGCAGACCGCGUUUACUGGUAUUGCUGGUUACAGUGGUCCCCAGGCCCCACUCAAUAUGAACUAUCCACGGUACCCAGGCCUCAAGCAUCCGCCACAACUAGUAAGUUGCAUUCAGCAUCCCCUGACACACCCAUACCCACAAUGGACAGCACCCAACACGAACAUGGUAGGGACUACAACAGGAAUACGUAACCAAGCCAGCACAGGCUACCCAGCGAUACCAUACAUCCAAGGCCAGCAACCCUACCCUGGGUAUAAUAAUAUCCCCCCUGGAUAUGUGUACAACCACCAAGGUGCACAAUAUCAGCAAUAUGGACCGUCGAAUGGUGUUCCACUAACUCCUUCACAGUUUAUAAUGUCUAUGAUACAAGGACAGGAGUUUGUUAAUCAAAGCCAUUCGUUCCUGGGGGGCCCAGGAGUGCAAUAUAAUCAUGGACCAUUGGUUUAUAACUCUACAUGUGGGGGACAGGUUCAUAUGCACCAAGAUAUGUCCCUUGUGAUGGGACCACAGUAUAAUAUGCCUGUCAAUAUGAGCAACCCACGCAUGCGCAGUACACCACUGGGGACUAACUUUAAUUCCAAUUUUGGGAACAUGCCUUCCAGCCAGAACUGGGUUCCAGAUCAAAAAUCUGCAUUUCAAAGUGGCCAAAGAAAGGAUGACAAUAACCUAGCAAUUAUACACCUCGUCAGCAUGGUAGCCCCUCCCCCUCUAGUGUACUGGGCAGUAGCACAGAGGAACUGGCAGAGAUAUUCAGCAAUGUUAAGCUAA
Messenger RNA from Nematostella vectensis (starlet sea anemone), 1080 nucleotides. RefSeq lists its product as uncharacterized. NCBI's taxonomy places the organism in Eukaryota, Metazoa, Cnidaria, Anthozoa, Actiniaria, Edwardsiidae. Bases 184 to 1080 code for a protein of 298 amino acids. The record is from RefSeq and is a predicted model, not a curated record. The transcript is spliced from 5 exons.